Messenger RNA from Fukomys damarensis (Damara mole-rat), 2975 nucleotides. It is a transcript of the gene Dner, whose product is annotated as delta/notch like EGF repeat containing. Lineage: Eukaryota; Metazoa; Chordata; Mammalia; Rodentia; Bathyergidae. Gene Ontology annotation, biological process: establishment or maintenance of epithelial cell apical/basal polarity; heterophilic cell-cell adhesion. The transcript is spliced from 12 exons. Gene Ontology annotation, cellular component: plasma membrane; protein-containing complex. Bases 35 to 2056 code for a protein of 673 amino acids. The record is from RefSeq and is a predicted model, not a curated record. Gene Ontology annotation, molecular function: calcium ion binding.
GGUUGACAUCGGGGUGACCUUGGCCAGCGUUUCCAUGAGAGCGGCCGCUCCGAGACUUGGAGUUAAUCUCCCAGCCACGGCGCCACUUUCCUCGGGAGAAAUAAUUGACCCAUUUCUGGUCUCCUUUCAGCUUUCUGCCGAUCCUUGUGCCAGCAACCCCUGUCACCAUGGCAACUGCAGCAGCGGUGGCAGCGGCUACAUCUGCGUCUGCAGUGAGGGCUACGAAGGUCCCAACUGUGAGCGGCCCCUCCCCGGACUCCCAGAGUCGGGAUGGACCGAGUUCGUGGCCCCCAGGGAGCUUCCACCUGUCCCCGCCACCCAGGAGCCCGACGUGACUCUGCCCCGCUCCCAGGCAACUGCCACCCUGCCAACCUGGCAGCCGAAAACAGGGCAGAAGGUCAUAGAAAUGAAAUGGGACCAAGUGGAGGUGAUCCCAGAUGUGGCCUGUGGGAAUGCCAGCUCUAACAGCUCUGCGGGUGGCCGCCUGGUGUCCUUUGCGGUGCCACAGAACACCUCAGUAAAGAUUCUGCAAGAUGCCACUGCGUCGCUGAUUCUGCUGUGGAAGGUCACGGCCACGGGAUUUCAACAGUGUUCUCUCAUAGACGGGCGAAGUGUGACCCCCCUGCAGGCUCCGGGGGGCCUGGUCCUCUUGGAGGAGAUGCUGUCUCUGGGACAAAACCACUUCAUCGGUUUUGUGAAUGACUCUGUCACUAAAUCUAUCGUGGCUUUGCGUUUAACUCUGGUGGUGAAGGCCAGCACCUGUGUUCCAGGGGAUGGCCGUACAAAUGACUUGGAGUGCUCAGGAAAGGGAAAAUGUACCACGAAGCCAUCAGAGGCAACUUUCUCCUGCACCUGUGAGGACCAGUACAUGGGUACUUUCUGUGAAGAAUUUGAUGCCUGCCACAGGAAACCCUGCAAGAAUGAAGCUAGCUGUAUCGAUGCAAAUGAAAAGCAGGAGGGGAACAAUUUCACUUGCCUUUGCCUUCCUGGUUACACCGGAGAACUUUGCCAGUCCAAGAUUGACUACUGUGUCCUGGACCCGUGCCGAAAUGGAGCCACCUGCAUUUCUAGUCUCAGUGGAUUCACCUGCCAGUGUCCAGAAGGAUACUUUGGAUCUGCUUGCGAGGAGAAGGUGGACCCCUGUGCCUCGUCACCGUGCCAGAACAAUGGCACCUGCUACGUGGAUGGAGUGCAUUUCACCUGCAGCUGCAGCCCGGGCUUCACGGGGCCCACCUGUGCCGACCUCGUGGACUUCUGUGCUCUCAGCCCGUGUGCUCAUGGCACUUGCCGCAGCGUGGGCACCAGCUACAAAUGCCUCUGUGACCCAGGUUACCAUGGCCUGUACUGUGAGGAGGAGUACAAUGAGUGUCUCUCCACCCCCUGCCUCAAUGCGGCCACCUGCAGGGACCUGGUUAAUGGCUAUGAGUGCGUGUGCCUGGCAGACUACAAAGGAAUCCACUGUGAACUGUACAAGGAUCCCUGUGCCAACGUCAGCUGCCUGAACGGAGGCGCCUGCGACAGCGAAAGCCUGAACGGCACGUGCGUCUGCGCACCAGGCUUCACAGGUGAAGAAUGUGACAUCGACAUAAAUGAGUGUGACAGUAGCCCUUGCCAUCAUGCUGGAACCUGCUUGGACCAGCCCAAUGGUUACGCCUGUCGCUGCCCUCAUGGCUGGGUGGGCGCAAAUUGUGAAAUCCACCUGCAGUGGAAGUCGGGCCACAUGGCCGAGAGCCUCACCAACAUGCCGCGCCACUCCCUCUACAUCAUCAUCGGGGCCCUCUGCGUGGCCUUCGUCCUCAUGCUCAUCAUCCUGAUCGUGGGCAUCUGCCGCAUCAGCCGCAUCGAGUACCAGGGCUCCUCACGGCCCGCCUACGAGGAGUUCUACAACUGCCGCAGCAUCGACGGCGAGUUCAGCAGCGCCCUCGCGUCCCUCCGGCAUGCCAGGUUUGGAAAGAAAUCCCGGCCCGCGAUGUACGACGCGACCCCCAUUGCUUAUGAGGGUUACAGUCCUGAUGACAAACCCUUGGUCACACUGAUUAAAACAAAGGAUUUGUAAUCUUUUUUUUUUUUUUGAAUUAUUUUUCAAAAAGAUGGGGAUACUACACUCAUUUAAAUAUUUUUAAGAAAAUUAAAAAGCUUAAGAAAUCUAAAACAUUAGCUGCCCAAGAGUUUUCGGUAGGAUAUGGAAGAACUAAUUUUCUGCAGCUUUUAGUUUGGAAAACAGUAUUUUAAAAAUGGGAUUUGUGAAAUCCCUAGACUACGUUUUAACGUACUUUCAGCUCUCUAAACUGUAUGCUUCAAGUAGUGUGUGCCCUUCCCACAGUAGGACCCUGCCAUGAAACCCACAGGUGUUCCUGGGGUUGUUACAGAGGAAGUCUAGCCGCGGAGCAGUUUCUUUUUGACAUGUGAGUGCCAGCUUUCUGCGUAGAGUAGGAAAAACGUGUAAGGUAGUGUAUGAUGUAUAAUACAGUGUACCCGUUACUUAAAAAGAAGCCUGAAAUGUUCGUUUUGUGGAAAAGAAACUAGUUCAAUUUAUUAUUCCCAACCCGAAUGACAUUAGCCUCUGCCUUAUCCUGUGCAUGGGUAAGUGACUUAUUUCCGCACUGUUCCAUUGAGCUUUGCAGAAAGGUUCUUUUGAGUUUGUUGUUGUCAUUUUUGUAACAGCUGCCAAACUUGGUCUUGAAGACGUACGCGACAGAAGGGCCUAGGGAGGCGAACUAUGAUUGAUUUCGAUCUCUAUUUUUCUUUUCGCAGUCAAGGUUUUUCUAUUGUGAGUAAAUUAAAUUUUCGUUUGAGCUGUUCAUUGCUAAGAGGUAGUAAAUGUAAGAGAGUACCAGUUCCUUCAGUAGUGAGUGUUUCUCCAUAGUGCAUCUUUAUUUAUAUUCAAGACAUUUUUUGUGGCUGUAUUUGAUGGAUAUGUGCUUCUUCUGAUUCUUGCAAAUUUCAAAGAAUAUUGAAUAAAUGUUAGCAAGUCA